CCAGCUUGACGACGUUGAGGUUAUACAAUGCUGCAAUCAAAAGAUCCAGGAAGAUUUAAAUGCAGUAUAUAAGUACAAUAUUUAAAUCUUCUGGGACCUUUCACUCUCUUAUAUCACUUGGCUCUUGAAGGCGAUGGCGACUUUCCAUCCCUUUCCCCGCCUUGCCCCUGAACUCCGCAUCUGCAUAUGGGGAUUCGCUACAGAGGAUCGAGUUCUCAGAGUCAGAAAAACAUGGAGUGAUAAGCAAGGUUACUGGUCUCCCAAUCCAGUACCAGCUGUGACCAGGGCAUGUCGGGAAUCUUGCGACCAUUGCAGCUACCGAAAAGCCUUUAUCAUUGGCUGGUCUCCACGCUACAUUUGGGCGAACUUUGAUUGCGACGUUGUACAGAUGAGAAGUGGACUACUAUCAGAAGAAAGUCUCUUGGAAAAUGACGAGAUUAGGCAUUUGAGGAUUGAGCUGGUGAAUGAACAGGGCUUAGACGAGUCGGAAUCUUUCUACUACUACCACGUUCGCAAUCUCCGAUAUUUCCCCAAGCUAGAGAAUUUCAAUCUCUUGGUGAGUGAUGGGCUGUGUCCGUGGACAGACUUUUUUAAAGAGACGUAUUGGGGAGCGUGUCCGAGUGGUAAUAUUCGGAUAGUGAAUGCGAAGACGGGGGAGUGGAUUGAUGAGGAGACGUGUGGGGUGUACCAGGACUACAUUGAUACUAAUAGAGGGAUGCAUGAUGAUUAUACAAGGGUGGUUGAUGAUGAGGAUGAGGAUGAGAAGGAGGCGAGGAUGGAGGCUGUGAAACGGCUUCAGAUUCCCCUGCCACGGAUGGCAAUAUGACCAUAUGACAAAAUGAUAAUAUUCAUC
This is a messenger RNA of Pseudogymnoascus verrucosus, 853 nucleotides long. RefSeq lists its product as uncharacterized. Lineage: Eukaryota; Fungi; Ascomycota; Leotiomycetes; Thelebolales; Thelebolaceae. The transcript has a single exon. The coding region runs from base 134 to 826 and encodes 230 amino acids. The record is from RefSeq and is a predicted model, not a curated record.